This is a messenger RNA of Olea europaea var. sylvestris, 2210 nucleotides long. Its product is annotated as F-box protein At1g47056-like. Gene Ontology annotation, cellular component: SCF ubiquitin ligase complex. Gene Ontology annotation, biological process: SCF-dependent proteasomal ubiquitin-dependent protein catabolic process. The coding region runs from base 250 to 1827 and encodes 525 amino acids. The record is from RefSeq and is a predicted model, not a curated record. Gene Ontology annotation, molecular function: protein binding. NCBI's taxonomy places the organism in Eukaryota, Viridiplantae, Streptophyta, Magnoliopsida, Lamiales, Oleaceae. The transcript has a single exon.
CAACCCCAACCCCCGCCACCUUAGAUCUUACUUAUAAUUCGAUUAACUAGAUUUUUCUUUUCUUGAAGAAAAGAUGAUCCAAUUAUCUAAAACAAACACGUCCCUAUACAUAGAAUCCGAAUUAAUUCCAAUUUCAAGUCCGUUUUGAGCCAAGGAAAAUAAUCAAUUAUAAGCAUAAUAUACGACACCACAGAGAGAAACUUUCACCUCUACCGCAGGCCCACAAUUUUUAUCCUGCAACCGCCGUGGAUGGGCCAAUCAUCUUCCAGAUCGAGGCCAAGAUCAUCCAAACACGCCGUGAUCUCGCCGUUGCCAUCAGAUUCCGCUGAACCAGUUGGCAUCAUGUCCGAUACGGACGACGUCAUCAGUGGGAGUGACUACACGUCGAACCUGCCGGACGAAUGCCUGGCCUGCAUUUUCCAGUUGUUAUCGUCCGGCGACCGGAAGUGUUCUUCCAUUGUGUGCCGCCGGUGGCUGAGAAUCGAGGGCCAGAGUCGACACCGCUUAUCGUUGAAUGCUAAGUCUGAGCUUACAUCCGUUAUCCCCAAAUUGUUCUCGCGCUUCGAUUCGGUCACUAAGCUUGCGCUGAAGUGCGAUCGUAGAUCUGUUAGCAUAGGAGAUGAUGCGUUGAUUCUGAUUUCUAUGAAGUGUAGGAAUCUCACCAGGCUGAAGCUCCGUGCCUGUCGCGCCAUAACUGAUGAUGGAAUGGCUGCUUUUGCCCGAAACUGUAAUAGUUUGCGGAAAUUCUCAUGUGGAUUUUGCAGUUUUGGGGCCAAAGGCAUGAAUGCCUUGCUCGAUAAUUGCGAAUUUCUUGAAGAAUUAUCGGUGAAGCGAUUGUCUGGUGUCACUGAUGGUGUUGGAGCAGAGCCAAUCGGACCGGGAAAAGCUGCUGGAGCUCUGAAAGUUAUUUGUUUGAAAGAUCUUCACAAUGGUCAGUGUUUCGGGCCUUUGAUUAUUGGGUCCAAUAAUUUGAGGAGUUUGAAGUUGUUCAGAUGUUCCGCUGAUUGGGACAGUUUAUUGGUAGUGAUAGCAUAUCGGGUUACUGGGCUCGUGGAGCUUCAUCUGGAGAAGCUUCAGGUGAGUGAUCUCGGGCUCUCAGUCAUUUCAAAUUGUGUGAAUCUUGAAAUAUUGCAUUUAGUGAAAAUCCCUGAGUGUACUAAUGCUGGACUUAUGGCUGUUGCGGAAAAUUGCAAGCUGAUUAGGAAGCUGCAUAUUGAUGGAUGGAAAACAAAUAGAAUAAGUGAUGAUGGGUUAAUAGCUGUUGCAACUCAUUGCCCUAAUUUGCAAGAGUUGGUUCUAAUUGGUGUGAAUCCCACAAGGUUGAGUUUAGAGAAGUUGGCAACGCAUUGUCAAAAUUUGGAAAGAUUAGCAUUGUGCGGGAGCGACACUGUUGGGGAUGCAGAGAUAUCGUGCAUAGCUGCAAAAUGUAUUGCACUGAAGAAGUUGUGCAUAAAAAGUUGUCCAGUGUCGGACCAUGGCAUGGAAGCAUUGGCUGGUGGGUGCCCCAAUUUGGUGAAAGUGAAGUUCAAGAAGUGUAAGGGGGUGACAUCUGAGGGAGCCGAUUGGUUGAGGGCAAGUAGAGGUUCUCUUGCUGUGAAUUUGGAUGCCAUGGCGCCAGAAAUACAGGAUGGGAGUGCUAGGGAGCUAGAAGCUAGUGAUAUUGGAAUUCCACAAACAGACGACCAAACUAGGGGCAUUAAUAGCUGGAGGCCAAUGUCUUUUAAGGUGAGGUUAGGGCUUUUAAAGGGGAGGGGCUUAGUUGCUUCCACAUUGAGGCGGUGGUCUAGCUUUGGUGGCAGUUCUCGGAAUAAUUUGGAAAGAAGUUGAGCAGGAUUUGUGGUGGGCAACUCCCAUUCCUUGUCCGUUCACAGUAUUCUGCAUUGUAGUUCGAUAUAUUUAUUUCUGUUUGCUGUUGAAUGUCAUUCAGUAAUCUCCAUUGUUGAGAAUAGUCAGUGAUUUCCCGUGUGCUUGUGAGUCUGAUUUGUAUGAUGGGAUGCCUCUUGACAUGAUAGUUGGGGUCUCUAACCUUGCUUCCUUAGUUUAAACAGGAAGGAGGAAAUGCCUAAUAAUCUCUUUAUACCAAGACCUUUUCGUUGUCCUCAACUGACUAACAUGUGUUAAAGCAUCCAGUUAGUUACCAGCCAUAUUCAUGUCCUUAGUCAAGUUGCGAAAAAUGAUGCCUUGAACAUAUGAAAUUGUUGGAUGUCAAA